Notothenia coriiceps (black rockcod) is the source of this 1560-nucleotide messenger RNA. RefSeq names its product transmembrane protein 150A. Gene Ontology annotation, cellular component: plasma membrane. Gene Ontology annotation, biological process: protein localization to plasma membrane. The record is from RefSeq and is a predicted model, not a curated record. The transcript has 7 exons. Lineage: Eukaryota; Metazoa; Chordata; Actinopteri; Perciformes; Nototheniidae. Bases 268 to 1014 code for a protein of 248 amino acids.
GGCAGAGAAAGAAUGACUCUCCCAUAAAAGCAGGGCUUUGUGGAUGGUGGAAGACUGUCGCAAGGCAAUUGUGUGCUUGAAAAACGUGAACUACAUUGACACCAUAGGAUUAGGACUUUCUUUGUUCCAGUACUAAUCUUGAUUUGUAGGUAUGAGGCUGUCUUCAUGAGGAACUCCUGAAGAGGUCUAUCGUUGAGUGCGUUUAAGACAACUGGACUUGAGGAAUCCCUUUUUGAAUCAGUGUAUUUCCUUCUUCACCACCAAGACAUGGUUUUCUGGAUUAUCUUCCCCAUAUCCCUCUCCCUGGUGUCCUUCAUUGGAACAUGGACUGUAUAUGGCCUAGCGUUAGCUAACACACAUGUGUGCUCUCUCAGUGACUGGGGGAGUGACAACUAUUGCAAAGCAAAUCAUACCACUGGAUGUUGCUUGGUUCCUACUAUAAGCUCAAGUGGAACUAAAUCACCAGAAAACUCACUCUUCACAGCCACGAUCAACGCAGGAUCCUUUCUGUUCCUGCUCUUCUGUAUAUUCCACCAUGCUCAUAUUAUGGAGAGACACAGAUGUCAUUCCAUGCUGAGCAAGUUUGCGCUGGUCUUUGGUGUGGUGGCAGCCUUGGGGGCAUUCGCAGCUGGAAACUGUAAUCCGGGUGACCUGGCACUGCCUCACUACUUCGGAGCUGCCAUCAGUUUCAUGUGUAUCUGCUUCUACACUGUGUUGCUCACCUCACUGACCGGCAAGUGUGUGCUGACAGGAUAUGAGAGGGCUCUCUAUCCGCUCCGCAUCGUCUCCACUGUGGUUCAAACCAUCGUUACCAUUUGCUAUACUGUUUUGUUUGCCCAGGACCAGUACUUUUACGUUCACUUGUCGGCUAUAUUUGAGUGGAUGCUCAGCGUCAACCUGGAGCUGUUUGAGCUCAGCUUUGCUGUGGAGUUUUGUUUCUUCUCAUCCUGCAUGAUCUCAAAUCUGCUGACCAAACGAGAGGAGGAAAAGCCUUUGAUUAUAUCGAUGUCUUGAUAUGAGGCCCCCACGGUCCAGGUGCAGCACAUAAGCAGGGAGGAUGGACUGGGUAACACAUCUGUGAGGACAUCUGUGCCUGGACCUUGGCUUGGAGAACAGUGAUGUACUUCUUCACUGCUCGGGUGGAUUAAUAGUUAUUUAUGAAUUAGGAGCACUUUUGUUUUCGACCUUUGGAUACGGUAGCCUAAACUUUUUUAAAACCAGGCAUAUCUGAUUCUUAUUCCUUAUUUAUUGAAACAAAGUUGAAUAGCAAAUGAACAAAACAUGAUACAUUCCUUUCAUCAUGUCAUGUUGAUGCUCUGCCAACAGAACAAUUAACUUUGAUGUGUUCAACUUUAAGAAUCCUUCUGCGUUUAUCAGUUGUAUUGUGCAAUGACUUGUUAUACUAUUUUAACAUAAUCAACAAUGAACAAUCAUCGUUAGUUACACUAAUAAGGAUCAGAUUUACUGAAAAUGUCGCUGAUGUCAGCUUCCAAUUAUAUUCCUUAGCACUUGUAUAUAGCUUAGACACUUUAUUAAAUCAUGACCACUGUAUACUCAUAA